Molecule: messenger RNA, 865 nt
Organism: Schizosaccharomyces cryophilus OY26
Lineage: Eukaryota; Fungi; Ascomycota; Schizosaccharomycetes; Schizosaccharomycetales; Schizosaccharomycetaceae
Exons: 2
Coding region: 35-817 (260 amino acids)
Source: RefSeq, a predicted model, not a curated record
CGCAUUGGUGACAGAUGACUCUAUCCUAAGAAAAAUGAACGAAAAAGAAAAAGAAAUUCAGUUAGAGGCUGCGAAACUAGCCGAAUCUUUUUGCUUGAGCUCUUCUAUAAGUUCUGACAGCUUUCUGCCGAAAUACAGCGAAAACACCUAUUCACACCUGGACGAUAUGGAGAAAGGUUGCUUAUGUUUACAUUCUGAUCCAGCUCCACCGUACCCAGAAAACAACCAUCAAGAAGCGUCCGUAGACAUGGCACGACAAAGCAGAUACUUCGAAUCAUCAAGGAAUUUCUUCAUGUCAAUAUUGUGGUUGAUUUUCUGGCCGGAAAAAAUUGCGAGAAUUCCUGAAGCACGACGCAGACAGGAGAAUGAAGCUCUCCGGCUUGGUUGGUGCUUUAUUGGUUCAAUCGUAUUGGACUUUUUCUUUUCUUACUUUUUCCUUGUCCCUUUUAUAAAGGAAUCGAUGAAAGAAUUUGUAGGGUUACGGUUUCAGAUUGCUCUAGCGAUUGUUCUUGUCAUCGCGGCUUUCUACAUGUUCUUGUUUGUUUUUUCACUGUUGCUGGAUUUUAUUGCUUUAGUGCUUUCUUGGAUUAUUGCUGCUCUUGGUUUCAGGAUGUCGUCGGAAAGAAACGACUCGACGGAUGGUAACUGGAUCCCACUAAACACUAUGCCAGCAGGGUCUGAAAAUCAAUCCAACAAUCGUAGUGAUAAUACUGCCGGACAACCAUCAUCUGAAUGUUUUGAGCAACAUUCAAGGACACGUCACAAACCGAGUCAGGCUAGGGAUGCUGAAAGCACUGGAAACGAAUCUCAUGCUUGACCAUUCUUAUGAUGAUGUCCUGUCUUUUCAUAUAUUCUCUAUGCAGGC